AUGUUAUUAUCUACAGCUAUUGGUAAGAGUCAUGUUCCCAAAAUAUCAAAAGAUGGGAUGCCAGAUUUAAUCCGUUCAAUUGCAGAGAACCAUGAAGCUGGCCAGCCAUUUUAUCUCAUGGAUUUGGCUAUAAUUGAAAAGCUAAUGGACAAAUGGAACCAUUCUUUUCCAAAUAUAAAACCUUUCUAUGCUGUGAAAUGCAACACCGAACCUGCUCUUCUUACUAAACUAGCCAAAUUGGGUGCAAAUUUUGAUUGUGCUAGCCAACUAGAAAUAGAAACCGUCUUAAAUCUCGAAAUUGGCCCAAACCAAAUCAUAUUUGCUAACCCAUGCAAAGCUAUUUCCCACAUCAAAUACGCAGCCAAUGUUGGGGUCAAUCUCACAACUUUUGAUUCCAAACUUGAAAUUGACAAGAUCAAGAAAUGGCACCCACAUUGUCAUUUGUUGCUUCGAGUUAAAGCGCCUAAUGAUAGCGGCGCAUUACGUCCCCUGGGAAAAAAAUUCGGCGUGCUACCAGAAGAA
Nicotiana tabacum (common tobacco) is the source of this 522-nucleotide messenger RNA. Lineage: Eukaryota; Viridiplantae; Streptophyta; Magnoliopsida; Solanales; Solanaceae. The record is from RefSeq and is a predicted model, not a curated record.